CGAGUUUCACUUUUGAGUUCAGUCCAGGGUCACCACGGUCCUCAUAUUUGGGAGAAGAGCUGAGACCAGAGGAAGGUAAUCAACUUCCACAUCUCCCAGGUAGUCAAUAGUCACUGUGGAAACAUGGCCACCAUUGGGGCUGUUGCUUUGCAGUCUGGAGAAGGAGCCUCAAGAUGCCCACAGGAGGGCAUGCCAAGGCCCUCAGAUAGCUCAGAACUGGUACAGGAAUGCUUGCAACAAUUCAAAGUGACCAAGAUACAGCUGCAGAGGAUCCAAGCAAGUCUUUUGUGCUCCAUGGAGCAGUCACUGAAGGGACAGGACAGUCCUGCCCCUUCUGUCCGGAUGUUGCCCACAUAUGUGGGGUCCACACCACAUGGCACCGAGCAGGGAGACUUCCUGGUGCUGGAGCUGGGGGCAACAGGAGCCUCCCUACGUGUGUUGUGGGUGACACUGACAGGCACCAAAGAGCGUAGUGUGGAGCCCAAGAGCCAGGAGUUUGUGAUCCCUCAAGAGGUGAUGCUGGGUUCUGGCCAGCAGCUCUUUGACUUUGCUGCCCACUGUCUGUCUGAAUUCCUGGAUGCACACCCUGUGGAGAAUCAGGCCCUGAAGCUUGGGUUCAAUUUCUCUUUCCCUUGUCACCAGACGGGCUUGGACAGGAGCACUCUCAUUUCCUGGACAAAAGGCUUUAGGUGCAGUGGUGUGGAAGGCCAGGAUGUGGUCCAGCUGCUAAGAGAGGCCAUUCAGAGGCAGGGGACCUACAGUAUUGAUGUGGUGGCCAUGGUGAAUGACACAGUGGGCACCAUGAUGGGCUGUGACCUGGGCACCAGGCCGUGUGAAGUUGGGCUUGUUGUAGACACUGGUACCAAUGCGUGUUACAUGGAGGAGGCACGGCAUGUGGAAGCUCUGGAUGAGGACCGUGGUCGCACCUGUGUCAGCGUCGAGUGGGGCUCCUUCUGUGAUGAUGAGGCCCUCGGGCCAGUACUGACCACCUUCGACCGUGCCCUGGACCACAGAUCCCUAAUUCCUGGUGCUCAGAGGUUCGAGAAGAUGAUUGGGGGCUUGUACUUGGGUGAACUGGUUCGGCUGGUGCUGGUCCACUUGGCCCAGCAUGGGGUCCUCUUUGGCGGCUGCACCUCUGAUGCCUUGCUAAGUCAAGACAGCAUCCUCCUGGAACACGUGGCCCACAUGGAGGACCCCGCCAAUGGGACAGCCUGUGUCCACGAAAUCCUGCAGGGCUUGGGGCUGAGCCCUCAGGCCUCGGAUGCUGAACUUGUGAAGCGUGUGUGUGAGUCUGUGUGCACACGGGCUGCCCAGCUCUGCGCGGCUGCUCUGGCUGCAGUCCUAGCCCGCCUCCAGCACAGCAGGGAGCAGCAGACACUGCGUGUGGCUGUGGCCACUGGAGGGCGAGUGUUUGAAAGACACCCCAGGUUCCUCUGCACUCUAAAGGAGAUGGUAAUGCUCUUGGUCCCAGAAUGUGACGUCUCUUUCAUCCCCUCUGUGGAUGGUGGUGGCCGGGGUGUGGCAAUGGUGACAGCUGUGGCUGCCCGCCUGGCUGCCCACAGGCGCAUCCUGGAGGAGACGCUGGCACCCUUUCAGCUGAACUCCCAGCAGUUGACAGCGGUGCAGGCACAGAUGCGGGAAGCCAUGAUCAGGGGCCUUCGGGGAGAGGCCUCUUCCCUCCGAAUGCUGCCCACUUACGUGCGAGCCACCCCCGAUGGCAGUGAGCGAGGUGAUUUCCUGGCCUUGGACCUAGGGGGCACCAACUUCCGGGUCCUAUUGGUACGUGUGGCCGAGGGCAGUGUGCAGAUCAUCAACCAGGUCUACUCUAUCCCCGAGUGUGUAGCCCAGGGCUCUGGACAGCAGCUCUUUGAUCAUAUUGUGGACUGCAUCGUGGACUUCCAGCAGAGGCAGGGCCUGAGUGGACAGAGCCUACCCCUGGGAUUCACCUUCUCUUUUCCAUGCAAGCAGCUUGGUCUGGACCAGGGCAUCCUCCUGAACUGGACUAAGGGGUUCAAUGCAUCAGGCUGCGAGGGCCAAGACGUGGUAUAUCUAUUACGGGAAGCCAUUAGGCGCAGACAGGCAGUGGAGCUGAAUGUGGUUGCCAUUGUCAAUGACACGGUGGGGACCAUGAUGUCCUGUGGCUAUGAUGAUCCCCGUUGUGAGAUGGGCCUCAUUGUCGGAACCGGCACUAAUGCCUGCUAUAUGGAGGAGCUCCGGAAUGUGGCAAGCGUAGCUGGGAACUCAGGCCACAUGUGCAUCAAUAUGGAGUGGGGUGCCUUUGGGGACGAUGGCUCGCUGGGCAUGCUCAGCACCUGCUUUGAUGCUAGUGUGGACCAGGCAUCCAUCAAUCCAGGCAAACAGAGGUUUGAGAAGAUGAUCAGCGGCAUGUACCUGGGGGAGAUUGUCCGCCACAUCCUCCUUCAUUUAACCAGUCUUGGAGUUCUCUUCCGGGGCCAGAAGACUGAAUGCCUUCAGACCAGGGACAUCUUCAAGACCAAGUUUCUCUCAGAGAUUGAAAGUGACAGUCUGGCCCUGCGUCAGGUCCGAGCCAUCCUGGAAGAUCUGGGGUUGACUCUGACCUCUGAUGAUGCCCUGAUGGUCCUAGAAGUGUGCCAGGCUGUGUCUCGGAGGGCCGCCCAACUCUGUGGGGCAGGUGUGGCUGCUGUAGUGGAAAAGAUGCGUGAGAACCGGGGCCUGCAGGAGCUGACAGUGUCCGUGGGAGUAGAUGGGACACUCUACAAAUUACACCCUCACUUCUCCAGGCUGGUGUCGGCUACAGUUCGGAAGCUAGCCCCUCACUGCAUGGUCACCUUUUUGCAAUCAGAGGAUGGGUCUGGCAAAGGUGCAGCUUUGGUCACUGCUGUCGCCUGUCGCCUUGCCCAGAUGUCCCGUGUCUGAGGGAAUCUCCAAGAACGAUGAGAUCUCACUGGACUAAGGCCUCAGC
This is a messenger RNA of Peromyscus californicus insignis, 2944 nucleotides long. RefSeq names its product hexokinase 3 (gene Hk3). Gene Ontology annotation, biological process: glucose 6-phosphate metabolic process; intracellular glucose homeostasis; glycolytic process. Gene Ontology annotation, molecular function: ATP binding; D-glucose binding; glucokinase activity. The transcript is spliced from 19 exons. The coding region runs from base 124 to 2898 and encodes 924 amino acids. NCBI's taxonomy places the organism in Eukaryota, Metazoa, Chordata, Mammalia, Rodentia, Cricetidae. Gene Ontology annotation, cellular component: mitochondrion; cytosol. The record is from RefSeq and is a predicted model, not a curated record.